Messenger RNA from Tarenaya hassleriana, 1798 nucleotides. RefSeq names its product cytochrome P450 93A3-like. The record is from RefSeq and is a predicted model, not a curated record. The transcript has 5 exons. Lineage: Eukaryota; Viridiplantae; Streptophyta; Magnoliopsida; Brassicales; Cleomaceae. Gene Ontology annotation, molecular function: oxidoreductase activity, acting on paired donors, with incorporation or reduction of molecular oxygen; heme binding; iron ion binding. The coding region runs from base 77 to 1798 and encodes 573 amino acids.
AAAAGUCAAGUUGACCAGGAUGGGAUCCCAGGAUGCAACAACAUAAUAAGAGUAGACAUCAACCGUUGUAUCAAUCAUGUCUUCUUCUUUCUUCCAGAUCCUGUCAUGGGAUCAACCCCACGACGUCGUUUUAACCCCCGUCGUUGUCUUCUCCGUUCUCUGGUACAUACGGCUUCUCACCAAGCCGAAACUUCCACCGCUGCCGCCGGGACCUCCUGGCCUCCCCAUAGUCGGAAACCUCCCGUUUCUCUCGCCGGAGCUCCACACCUACUUCGAGGGUCUCGCCGGAAAAUACGGUCCCAUAUUCAAACUCCGCCUCGGCGCCAAACUCGCGGUCGUCGUCUCCUCGCCCGAGACGGCCCGGGAAGUCCUCAAGACCCAUGACGUCACCUUCGCGAACCAUGACGUCCCCGUCGCGGGUCGGGUCAACACGUACGGAGGCGUUGACAUUCUCUGGUUACCGUACGGACAAGAAUGGCGGAUGCUGAGGAAAGUCUGCGUCAGCCGCAUGCUGAGUAGCGCCACGUUGGACUCCUCCUACGCGCUCCGCCGCGCCGAGAUCCGUCGGACCGUCCGGUUCUUGGAGGACCGGGGCCGGUCCGGUUCACCGGUUAACCUAGGAGAGCAGAUAUUCAUGGCAAUUUUGAACGUUAUCUUGCAGAUGCUGUGGGGCGCGACGGUUGCGGACGAAGAGAGGGAAAGUGUUGGAUCUGAAUUCAGAGAAUUGAUUUCUGAGAUGACCGAGAUCGUUGGUAUUCCUGAUAUUUCAGAUUUCUUCCCGGUCCUGGGCCGGUUCGAUCUGCAGGGUCUGGUUAAGCGGAUGCGUAAACCGGCUCAGCAGUUGGACCGGUUGUUUGACCGGGUGAUUAACCAACGGCUGAGAGUUGAUAAGAGGAAUCAAGGGGACGGUCAGGAUUUCUUGCAGUUCUUAUUGAAGGUGAGAGAAGAAGACCAAAGUACCCCUCUCACCAUGGACCACGUCAAGGCCGUACUCACGGACAUGGUGCUGGGCGGCAUAGACACAUCUUCGAACACGAUACAGUACGCCAUGGCAGAGCUUAUAAACAGACCAGAGGUGAAGAAGAGAGCCCAGCAAGAGUUAGACGAAGUUGUCGGCAAAGACAACGUCGUAGAAGAACCCCACAUAACCAAACUCCGUUACCUGUCCGCCGUCAUGAAAGAAACCCUAAGGGUUCAUCCCAUUUUCCCUCUCCUUAUCCCACAUCGAUCCAGCCAAUCCGCCGUCGUCUCCGGGUACACCAUCCCCAAAGAUACCAAGGUUUUCGUCAACGUGUGGGCCAUCCACAGAGAUCCGAGAUCCUGGGAGAAUCCGUUGGAGUUUGAUCCCGACAGGUUUCUCGGAAGAACAGGUGACUUCAGUGGUAAUAACUUCAGCUAUCUUCUGAUCACACCAUCUUUACUUGAGAAUUUUAUGAGUGGAUUGGGAUCUUUAUCAUCAGAUUCAUGUGCAUAUGAGUCGUCUAGGGGUAGAGAACAAAAGAAAAUCAACUCCAAGCCAAGGGACUUCACAUGCCCACUGGACCUCGAUUGUGACACAGAGUAUGUAGGAUGGAUACCCGAAGAUAUAGACUUGUUGCCCUACACAAGUCAAGAAGCAGAGAGGUUGGAGAACGUGAGUAGCGAAGAUGUGAUCAAGGAAGCCUCUCCCACUGAUCACUCAACAAAUCCGGAUACAAGCACGAAAUAUCCCACAUUCACCAUACAAACAAAGCAACCGAUCAACAACGCACAUGGGAAAUCCAAAGUGGAAAUCGACACAAAGCCAAAGGGCAUUUAG